UACACACGCACAUUCAUUCAUUCGAAUCCCUGAAUCGAUACUUCACAAAAAUGGGGAAAAAACGAGUUGCUUAUAGAACCUGGAACCCUCCUGCAAAUAAUAAUCCUCGUGAUGAUGAACUUCCACCCCCAAAUCACUACUCCAAAAUUGAUACUCAAGCGGUAUUACAGAAUACUAAGCUUCGGUUGGCGGAAAAGUUUUGCCUUCUGGCUGGAAUUUCGUGGUAUGAGGUUAUCGCUGCUCAAAAGCAUAAAUACUGCUACGAGAAUGUGCGAAAAUGGGAUGAUUCUGGUGCCAAAGAUGCUCUGUUUGAAGCACAUGAGCGCUUCUGCUCCAUGAUUAAUGGCCUGCCUUGUGAGCAUCCCUUACCUGAUCCAGAUUUGUAUGUUGAGAAGGUAAACUGGGACCCGGUGAUUGAUCCUGGACUGAUAUCAGAAUUUGAAAAGUUGGAAAAAGAAAAAAACUCAACCAAUAAUAAGAUUUCAGGUUCUGGUGUUAGAAAUAAUAUUACUGUUGAUAACCCUCGGGAAUCUCAUCACUUGGAAGAUAACGUAGAUGUAAAGGAUGUAGCACAGGGUUGCAAUAAAUGUGGUGAUUUACUGGAGUCAAAGAGUGCUAUGGAUUUGUGGCAACAGGAUGGCCCUGAUGGUGAUGAGGCUACAAAGGACAACAAACAGGGAAGUGCUGUGAAUAAGCCAUCUGAUUGGAACAAGGGGCUAGAUGAUGCCAGAGAGUCAACUAGAUAUAAAUCUGAUGCUUUGAAAAAUCCUGGUGGACUGAAUUGUUGGAAUUCCAAACCUAGCGAGUUGGGCAAUCACAAUAACAACUUAAAAGUUUACUCUGGAAUGCGCACUCGUGCUUGUCGCAAAAGAGAAGAAUAUCAAGCAAGUCAUAGAAGCCAGAAACAUGAAGAUGCUGAUUCUGAAUCACCACAAUUUCAGGGGAAUGAAAGACCACGGAAACGAUAUAACCUGAGGUCAUCGAAGUAUUAGGAGUAUACUAUGCCAGACAGUGGUCGUUUCAGAUGAAGGUAAAGGGAUUGCAAGGGCGAUGGGUGCUGAAGUGCAUGAAAAGGAUGGGGCUAUGGAGCAUUCGAUGGUCUAUGUCCUGCAGAUCUAGACCUUCCCUGAACUAUUGAAGAAAUUGGAGUAAAUUGCAAGAAUCUUCAA
Daucus carota subsp. sativus is the source of this 1169-nucleotide messenger RNA. RefSeq lists its product as uncharacterized. Lineage: Eukaryota; Viridiplantae; Streptophyta; Magnoliopsida; Apiales; Apiaceae. The record is from RefSeq and is a predicted model, not a curated record. The transcript is spliced from 3 exons. Bases 51 to 992 code for a protein of 313 amino acids.